Molecule: messenger RNA, 885 nt
Organism: Haemonchus placei
Lineage: Eukaryota; Metazoa; Nematoda; Chromadorea; Rhabditida; Trichostrongylidae
Source: the annotation of a GenBank genome assembly
AAAAUUUUGGAUGUCGAAAGAAUGAUCGCUCGUGAGGUAAGAGGGGAAAUAAGCGAAAAUGGACCCGAUGCCAAUCAUCCUGUAAUUCGGACAUUAUACGAUCAUCUUGAUGAAGUAACAGUUGUUACAUUUCAUCCUCGUGAACAAAUCUUGGUAUCUGGUUCUACCGACAAAACUGUCAAACUCUUCGACUUUUCCAAAACUGCUGUAAAGAGGGCGAUGAAAACGUUAUCGGAAGUGUUUCCAGUUAGAGCUUUGUCAUUUCAUCCUGGUGGCGAGUUUCUUCUAGUGACCACCGAUCAUCCUACUAUCCGUCUUUAUAACGUCGAGACUGCGCAGUGUUUCGUAUGUUCUGCGCCGGGUGAUCAGCACAAGGACGUUGUGAUGGAUGUGAAUUACUCCGACAAUGCUCGUCUCUACGUUACGGGCUCGAAAGACGGCGAUGUCAAGGUUUGGGACGGAAUAUCAAAUAGAUGCGUGGAAACAUUUAGUCGAGCCCAUGACGGUGCUGCUAUUUGCUCUGCAAAAUUCACAAGGAAUGGAAAGUACAUUCUGACUAGCGGCAUGGAUAGUAUCGUCAAAUUAUGGGAACUGUCUACAAAUCGUUGUCUAAUCGCUUAUACUGGAGCAGGAGCUACUGGCAGACAGGAGUUCCCUGUAAAAGCCACAUUCAAUCAUAACGAGGACUAUGUGUUAUUCCCGGAUGAAAAAUCUGGAAGUUUGUGUUCAUGGGAUGCUCGUAAUUCAGAUAGGAAAAGGCUUCUAGCCUUGGGCCAUACUGCUGCCACUCGCGUCUUCGUCCAUUCUCCAACAGUUCCGGCCUUUUUGACCGGUAGUGACGAUUUCCGUGCUAGGUUCUGGUUCCGAAAAGGAGCACGUUACUAA